Messenger RNA from Cladocopium goreaui, 979 nucleotides. The record is from the annotation of a GenBank genome assembly. NCBI's taxonomy places the organism in Eukaryota, Dinophyceae, Suessiales, Symbiodiniaceae.
GGAGCUGCCGGUGCCAACCGAUCUCCCAUCACCCACCGAGGAAGGUGAUAUGGAGUUCCAGGAGGCUCCAACAAUGCGGCCCAUGCCACAGGUCCAAAGUAGCGCGUUUAUCACCAGCACUUCGGGCUUGGAGGGCAGCAUGCCACCAGCCUCACCCACGGAGUUGCCGGUGCCCACAGACUUGCCUUCGCCCACAGAGGAAGGUGACGAAGACUACGUUGAAGAAGCAACACUGCCUCCGCCACGGGAGCCCACAGAAGCUGUCACUAGUACCAUGCCUUCGACUUUGUCGCGGGUCACCACGGUCCCCACGUUGACCACAUCGACGCGACGCCGACAGCCGGGAGUGGCACCGACUUCGCCUGGGGACUUACCAGUGCCUACACAGCGGCCAUCACCCACCUCACCUGGGGAAGUGGAAGAAGAGGCCAUACUUGGUCCCUUGCCACAGUUUAGCAGUGGACUGAUUCCAGGAAGCAGUGUUCCAUCGCCCUCCGAGAUGCCAGUGCCAACCUAUGUGCCUUCCCCCACGGAUGACCUUCACUUGGAUCAUCCCACCGAAACCGUAGGGGUGGUGCCUGAGGUGCCUGAGCCCACUGAGAGCAUCACUUCGCAGCCCACGGUGCCCCCGGGCUCGCACCCCUCGGUGCCCACGGCGCCCACGCCGGGCACGUUGCCUGGGGGCGCCCGGCGCCCGCCCACGCCGCCGAAGCCCAAACGCUCGUCGUCACCCGCGGAUCUUCCGGUGCCCACCCAGAUGCCAUCGCCCACGUCGGCUUUCAGAGACGAGGAAGAGGCUGAACAGGCUGAGCUGCGGCCCCCCCGGCCGGCAGCAAGUAGUGGCCAAUUGGGCAGCAGUCGCUUCAGUUCCAGUCUUCCAGUGUCGCCCUCUGAGAUGCCAGUGCCUACCUUUGUGCCUUCGCCCACCAUGGCUCCGGAGGACGCAAAAAAGAGGGCUGGGCAUGCCAUCAGAGGCUGA